Messenger RNA from Folsomia candida, 961 nucleotides. Its product is annotated as V-type proton ATPase 16 kDa proteolipid subunit. Gene Ontology annotation, biological process: proton transmembrane transport. Gene Ontology annotation, molecular function: proton-transporting ATPase activity, rotational mechanism. Lineage: Eukaryota; Metazoa; Arthropoda; Collembola; Entomobryomorpha; Isotomidae. The record is from RefSeq and is a predicted model, not a curated record. The coding region runs from base 1 to 474 and encodes 157 amino acids. Gene Ontology annotation, cellular component: proton-transporting V-type ATPase, V0 domain. The transcript has 3 exons.
AUGAAUAACGAGAGCCCAAUUUACGGACCCUUCUUCGGAGUUAUGGGUGCGGCCUCGGCCAUGAUAUUCUCGGCCCUCGGAGCAGCAUACGGCACAGCCAAGUCGGGCACAGGGAUUGCAGCAAUGUCCGUAAUGAGGCCGGAACUCAUCAUGAAAAGUAUCAUUCCAGUUGUAAUGGCAGGUAUCAUCGCUAUUUACGGUCUGGUCGUGGCCGUACUUAUAGCUGGUGCACUCAAGGCCCCAUCCGCUGGCUACACAGCGUUUCAAGGAUUUCUACAUCUUGGUGCUGGACUUGCUGUCGGACUGAGUGGAUUAGCAGCAGGGUUUGCAAUUGGAAUCGUUGGAGAUGCUGGAGUCCGUGGAACUGCCCAACAACCACGCCUCUUCGUUGGAAUGAUCUUGAUUCUCAUCUUUGCAGAAGUGUUGGGUCUCUAUGGUCUUAUUGUGGCUAUUUACUUGUACACAAAAGUCUAAAAAAAUCAAGAUUAUUCUCAUCAUCGGAAUGUACAACUUGUUGUCCUGUUUGUAGUAGUUGUAGAAGACGUUCCUCGUGUCAAGUACGUAGACUUUUAGUAAAACAAGCAAGAAUCAAUUAAAGAAAGAAAGAGAGAGUAAGUGUGCGGUCGUAUAAAACAGUCAAAACAUAAUAUACACAUACCAUUAAAUUAAACUACCUUAAUUCUCUACAUACAUAUACAUGAUGAUGUAUUAAUGUAAUGAAAUAUGAUCUUUGGUAAAUAUGAUUGAGAAGAUGAUGAUGAUGAUGAUAAAUGUCUUGUAAAAAAUAUACAAUUAAUUUUUUCCAAAGCCAAAAAAAAUAUACCCCUUUUUGUGCGUAGUCUCCCCGCAUUAUUAUUAUGUAGUUUUUGAGGAUUGUAUAUGUUACUUAUUAAUGAGCGGAUUUUUACUUAUUUGUCGCUCUUUUCCAUGUAAUUCAAACGUGAAUAUAUUUUGUUCAUAC